This is a messenger RNA of Pteronotus mesoamericanus, 2117 nucleotides long. It is a transcript of the gene YWHAQ, whose product is annotated as tyrosine 3-monooxygenase/tryptophan 5-monooxygenase activation protein theta. Gene Ontology annotation, biological process: intracellular protein localization; signal transduction. Gene Ontology annotation, cellular component: cytoplasm. Bases 155 to 892 code for a protein of 245 amino acids. The transcript is spliced from 6 exons. NCBI's taxonomy places the organism in Eukaryota, Metazoa, Chordata, Mammalia, Chiroptera, Mormoopidae. The record is from RefSeq and is a predicted model, not a curated record.
CUCCGGGGUAGGCUGAGACGGGAGGGUCCUCGGCUAAAGCCCAAAGCGGAUCAAAGUGGUGGUACUCGCGCCGCGGCCGCGGAGACGUGAAGCCGGAGCUUCGCACGCCUCCUCCGAUCCGCUCGGUGCUCGCCCUCGCUGCUCUCCCGUCCCCAUGGAGAAGACAGAGCUGAUCCAGAAGGCGAAGCUGGCCGAGCAGGCCGAGCGCUACGACGACAUGGCCACCUGCAUGAAGGCCGUGACGGAGCAGGGCGCCGAGCUGUCCAACGAGGAGCGCAACCUGCUCUCGGUGGCCUACAAGAACGUGGUCGGGGGCCGCCGGUCCGCCUGGAGGGUCAUCUCGAGCAUCGAGCAGAAAACCGACACCUCGGACAAGAAGUUGCAGCUGAUCAAGGACUACCGGGAGAAAGUGGAGUCGGAGCUGCGGUCCAUCUGCACCACGGUGCUGGAAUUGCUGGAUAAGUAUUUAAUAGCCAACGCAACUAAUCCAGAGAGUAAGGUCUUCUAUCUGAAAAUGAAGGGAGAUUACUUCCGGUACCUGGCUGAAGUUGCAUGUGGUGAUGAUCGAAAACAAACGAUAGAUAAUUCCCAAGGAGCUUACCAAGAGGCUUUCGAUAUAAGCAAGAAGGAGAUGCAGCCCACCCACCCGAUUCGCUUGGGGCUGGCUCUUAACUUCUCUGUCUUCUACUAUGAGAUCCUGAAUAACCCCGAGCUGGCCUGCACACUGGCUAAAACGGCUUUUGAUGAGGCCAUCGCAGAACUCGAUACACUGAAUGAAGACUCUUACAAAGACAGCACCCUCAUCAUGCAGCUGCUUAGGGACAACCUCACACUAUGGACAUCAGACAGCGCCGGAGAAGAAUGUGACGCGGCAGAGGGGGCAGAAAACUAACUACGGACAGGGUGUCACCCUCCUUCCCUCCGGAAACCUUUGUACACAUCUCCAUUCCUUACUCCAUUUGGAUUUCCUAGAGCAAAGAAACCCGUUCAUGUGUAUGGAAUCAACUGUUUAUAGUCUUUUCACACUGCAGCUUUGGGAAAACUCCAUGCCUUGAUCUGUGUUUGUCUUGGCCUUCCUGGUGUGCAGUUACUGCUGUAGAAAAGUAUUAAUAGCUUCAUUUCACGUACACAUAAGUAACUUCCCAACACUUACGUAGAGGACUAAAAAUGUACCUGGUAUUUAAGUAAUCUGAACCAGUUCUGCAAGUGACUGUGUUUUGUAUUACUGUGAAGAUAUGAAAAUGUAGUUAAUUACAAUUUAAAGAGUGUUUUACAUAACUUCUUGAUUUCUACAUUCCCUCCCUUGCUCUUCUUUGGGGGUUUCCUUUCAGUAAGCAGCUUUUCCACGUUCAUGUAUUCCUUUGGGUAGGAAUCCAGGAGCAUUAGAUUGAACGAAAAAGCAUUUGGCAUUCCUGGGCUGGGGUCACAGAUUGAGACGCCCCCUGUGUCGUACAGUGGAGGGCUUCUGCGUCUGUGGCGACAGGGGGUUUCCUUCUUUCCUCUUCAUUUGCUGCUGUUUCCGUUGACGACUUCCCUUCCUAAUAAAAAGUCACUUACACCUCCUGCCUUUGCAGUUCUGGUAUUCACUUUACCGUGUAGUAGAAGUAGCAUGUUGCUGCCAGAACACAAGCCUUGCUUUUGGCAAAUUAAAGUGCAUGUCAUUUCUUAAUGCAGUAGAAUGGGGAAAUCAGUUGAAUACACAAGUCCAAGUCUAAAACUUUAGUACUUUUCCAUGCAGAUUUGUGCACAUGUGAGAGGGUGUCCGGUUUGUCUAGUGAUUGUUACUUAGAGAGUUGGACCACUAUUGUGUGUUGCUAAUCAUUGACUGUAGUCCCAAAAAAGCCUUGUGAAAAUGUUAUGCCCUAUGUAACAGCAGAGUAACGUAAAAUAAAAUUACAUUUUAUAAACCAUUUACUAUGGCUUUGUAACAGUUGCAUACUUCUGUUUUAAAGGACAGGCGAAACUACCGCUUUCUAAAGUUUAUUAUUGGUCCUUCCCUUUUAUGGACCAUGUAGUGGCGAUCCCCAUAUUUGUGCAUUGUGACACACUUGGCUAGGGUUGCCUGGAAAUGAAUAAAAUUGGACUACAUUUCUUAGAGGUAGUGUUUUAUCCGUAGA